CCUGCUCCGUGUACAUCACGUCUGCAUGCAUGUGCUCUCUUCCAUCCACGUUGUGCGUCGAGAUAAAGAUGGCAUGCCGACAGGCACACUUCAGAGCAUCCGUGUCCAGAAAAUUGGGAUAUUACCGCAAUAAAAGGACUUCGUGCCUUCGCUCGUCGCCCAUGCUCGACCAUUCCUAGCCAGAUGAUCCUCUUCGCGAAGGUGCCCUCGGUGUAAAGCCCGCCAUAAGUCUCUCCUUACCCUGACUGGACUCGGUUUUCGCCCAUCUCCUCCCCCUUCACUCUGAGCGCAGGAUAUCCGCCAUGGGGGAGCUCGACAGAACGUAUGGUGCCGUGCUCAUAGGCGCGUUCAUCUCCGCGGUCUUGUUCGGUAUAACCAACCUACAGACGUUCGUUUACUUCCAAAAGUACCCCUCCGACAGGAUCUGGAACAAGAUCUCAGUCUGCUGGCUGUGGAUGCUCGAUGCCGCUCAUCUGGUUCUGUGUAUCCACCUGGUGUAUUGGUAUCUCGUCACCAACUACCUCGAUCCCCUCGUACUUCUAGACAUUGUCUGGAGUUUCAAGGCACAGAUCAUCGUGGACGCGAUUGUCAUUGUCUCGGUUCAUACCUUGUACACCAUUCGGCUGUGGAAACUCAAUGCUGCAGACAACCGAAAAUCAGCCUUGCGCAAGCUUCUGCCCCUAGCAGUCUCCGCGAUCGUUCUCUUCGGUGGAUACGGCUCAGCAAUAACACUCUGCUACGAGAUCCUGCAGUUCGAGUCCUACACCGGCCUACUCGAAUCCCGGUGGGUCACGUACCUCCCCCUCGGCGCGGCGACCUUCAUCGACGUGAUCAUUGCGCUCUCGCUGUGCUACUUCCUCGAGCGGUGUCGUGUCGGCUCGACAAGCAUGGACUCGACAAUCACCGUGCUUAUGCUGUACACGCUGAACACAGGUGUCAUCACGAGUCUCUGCUCCCUUACGGCGAUCAUCACGAUGACUGCGCUGCCUACGACGUUCGCGGUGAUCAGCGUCGAGUUCAUGCUCACCAAGCUCUACGUCAACUCCUUCCUCGCCAUGUUCAACGCUCGGAACAAGCUCCGCAUGCAAAGCUCUAUUGUCGACGCGGAAGGCGCCCUCGUCCACCCGUACCCACUCGCCUCCGAGUCCUCCGCGCGCUCCCGCGACCACAAAGCCGCUGCGGGCGCGUUCUCCUUCAGCCCGACCAACUCCACCGGGCACUCCGACCUCCGCGCCAGCUUGCGCCCGACCGCGCGCCGGCGCUCGACGUGGACAUCGAGCACGGGCUCAGCAUCCACUUCGUCGGGGGAGCUGCGAGGACAGGGAGUCGGACGUGGUGCCGAGGACGCCCGCGCAGACCGUCGUGCGGGUGAUGGGGCGCAGGCAUCCGCCCCGCUGGACGGCGCGGAGCCGUACACGCAGUUCGGGAGGGCGCACGUGCCGAGGCGGUCGGCGUACGACGUGUUCGCGACGAGGACGCGCGGGAGCACUGCUCAGGGACGUGGACGAGGUGUGGCCCGGGAACGGCUCGCAGACGUGGAUGCAGAUGGAGUAUGGGUUGCGUGCGCAGACGCCGAGCGAGCUGAUCGGAAUGGCGGUGACAAAAGAUGCGUGAGGACGUUGGUGUCGAUGGCGCACAUAGAUAGAGACACCUGCGUUCGCGCAUGAGGGUUGCGACUCUGACGGUGUCGUACGGGUGUGCUGGUAUCGUGCCUUUCCUUACUUUGUGGUGGUCGAAGUU
Molecule: messenger RNA, 1740 nt
Organism: Fomitopsis serialis
Lineage: Eukaryota; Fungi; Basidiomycota; Agaricomycetes; Polyporales; Fomitopsidaceae
Exons: 18
Coding region: 303-1667 (454 amino acids)
Source: RefSeq, a predicted model, not a curated record